CAAGCCCAGUCCGAUUGUGCUUGAUGGACAGCGAACACAGCCGCUGCUGCGGCAAUUAUUUUUUUUUUUGUUUAUAUACAAAGUGUUUAUGCAAAAAUAAGUGAUUUUUAUUAUAUUCAAUAUGGAUAUUAGCGCGGAUGUAGCUGACAUUGUCGGACAGGCGUCGGAAUGGAAUUUCGCUGGCGAUUGUGCGCUGCUCGAGCUAAUGAAACGUAUCUCUCAGAAUCUUCACGAGCGGGGCGAACAAACUAGUCGUAAUUUUAGGGAAUUCGAAACAAAAGUAAGACGCGUAGAUAUUGCGCUGGACAAUGCAACGAACAGUUUGCGUUCGCUGCAGUUUGGCCAGCAGUUUGUGGAGUACAGGGUGGAGGAGGUGGACGAUGACGAUUUUGUCCUGCCCGAGGAGCAGCAAAAGAAGCCCGAGGUGCCAUUGAAAAGUUCCCAGGAGCUGGCCGCUGAGUUUCUGCAGAACAAUCUACAAAUGUUUAGAAAGAACUUCGAGGCGGUGACCAUUGAAUUGACCGACUCGGAUGAAGAGGACGGCACUGUAAAUGCCACCACCGUCUAUCGCGAUAAGAAUCCCUACGAUACCAUACCACUGCCCUAUGUUAUAGGCUCCAAGGAGUGGCAGGAGCACAAAUACGCCGGACUCUGUGAUAGCGCCGAGAACAGUGAGGAUGAACAGCCCGAGCAGUUCUCCUCGAGCUCGUCUGAUGAGCUGGAAACAGCUGCGCCAAAGCCCACGCAGGUGCAUCAAGCACAGCACUCGGACUCCUCCUCGCUGGCAUCGCUGCCAAAGGAAAACCAGGCAGCACCUGCGGCUCAGCCUGUGCUCCAACCUGUUCGCCAGCCUGAGCCACAGCCUGUUCUGCCAGUAGCUCAGCCGCGACCUAUUAUAAGCAUGCAUAGAAAUCCACAUGAGAGCGAUAUGUUUGCAGCGCUACGUGCUUCACCGCCCAGUGAUGAUCCACCAUCCAGCUCAGCUUCCUCGCUCAACUCAUCGCCAGCCAUUUCGCAUGCUAACGCUGCGGCGACGGGCCUCAGUUCGAGCAGCAGCAGCACCAGCAAGAUAGUCAUCCAGGCUAACAGGCAGUCGCCGCCUAAGCUAUUCGAUGAAGCGGUCCCAGUUGUUCCCGCUGCCACGCCCAUUGAUGUGCCCAGCGAGGUGAAGCCGACAGCAACUGCUGCCAGUCAAAUCAAGCGAAAACCUGUAAAUCUGUUCAACGACGACGAAUUCAAUUCCUUCAUGUCCGAAAUUGUGGACAAGGUGCAGUCCAAGUCGGGCAGCGGCUCAACGACGCACGCAACUGUGGCCAAAUCCAAGAGUGUGCCCAAAGAAUCGCCGGCGCCUCAGGAAGUCAAGCCUGUUGCUCCUCCGCGCAAACCAAAUGAGACACCGCAGCGUAGCCUAAAUCUCUUUGACGACAGCCCACCGCUGAGUCCCAAUUUGAGGCCAGCGACAAGCAAAGCAAAUCCUGCUAAGAAGCUGCCAACUUCGCUCUUUGAUGACAAUUUGGAAGAUGAUGUGGAUGAUUUCCUGAGUUCCUUUACGGCCAAAGCAAAGCCACAACAACAAAAGCCCAAGACCACAUUAUUUGAUGAUGAUGAUGACCUGGACAUAGAUGAUAUUUUUGCCAAGAAGACGCCGACAGUGCAGCCAACCAAAAUAGUGAACACAAGCUCGCUUUUCGAUGAUGACUUUGAGGAUGUGGGGAAUGCCCAUGAUAUAUUUGGCAGGAGCUCAAGAAACGCGGCUGAAAAACAACCACAGCCAUCCGAGGCUGCGCCUGUGCUGCCACCAGCAAGGGAGCCGCCGAGUCGCAGUCUCUUUGAUGAUCUGGGUGAUGAUGAUCUGUUUGGCACGCCCAAAACAAAGAAGCCGAGUCCAUAUGCUCCGGCGGAAAAGGAGCGACUGAGCGAAACAAAGAGACUGGUUGAGGAGGCACCGGCAGGAGAUGUGGCGCCUGCUGACCAAGUCAUGGAGCAGCAGCCGCCAGAGCAGGCAGAGCCCAUUGGAGAUCAAGCCAAAAAGCACGAGCUGCAGAUUCCGCAAGCUAGCCAAGAUUCGCCAGGUGAGGCGCCGGCAAACUUGAAGGCUGAGCUGCCAAUUUCCAAAGUGGAUCUAUUCAGCGACGAUUUCAGUGACGAGGAAGCUGUCAUAAGCUCCACAUCCCGUACGUCAAGAGAUUUAAAAGAGAUUAGAAGUGGGGAGCUGCUGCCAGAGCCAACGAACAAAGCAAAAGAAGACCAGGACGAGCCUGAGCCGAAGGAUCUUGUGAGCAAUAAUGAGGAGCAGCAUCAAGUGAAACCUGCUCUGCUGGGUGAUUUAUUAAAGAACAUCAACGACAGCUCCGCAAACACAAUGGUUGAGGAGGAGGAGGAGGAGGAGGAACAGCCGCCGGCUGACCAGGAUCCCAUCAUCAGCCUGGUGGCGGAGCAAACCAAAAAGUCGACGCACUCUCCAGCGCCGGCGGAUGUGGCAGCUGCUCAGCAGAUAAUGCAAAACUAUUCGAGCCUCUUCUCGGAUGAGCCGCCCGAUGAUAGCGAGUUCUUUCAAUCCCUGGGCACCAGCAGCCUGAGCAGCCUGAGUGCCACCAAGAUGUUCGACAGCGAGCAGGAUUUCUAUGAGCCUUCGCUGCCCGAUUUACCUCCAGCGGCUGCGGCGACCGUGGAACAGCCCAACAAUGACUAUGGUGGCAUGCGUCUGUUCAGCGACGAGCCGCCGGAUGAUGAUGAGGAUGAGGAGGACGAACGGGGUAUAGCUGCAGCGGCUGCAAAACAGCCGGAUGUAGCUGCUCCCAAGCGCAUACACACCAUCUUCUACGACGACUUCAGCGAAACGACCCGAGCAGGCGCCGCUCAGCAGGCCAAGUCGGCUAUCUUUGCUGAGGAGCCACCGCCAGCGGAUGCGGUAGCGUCCAAGCCCGGCUCGCCCAUUAAGAAACUACAAAUGCCCAAUAUAAACAUCAAUGUGCAGGCUCUGCUGCCCGGCUCCGGCGCCAGUGCCUUGCCCAAGCCGCCCAAGAAGCUGGAGGAAGCAGUAGCGCCCAGCACCGCCCCAGUUAGCCAAGUGGCGAUAUCAAGCUCCAGCGAGGCGGAUAACAUUUUGCAGUGCAUUAGCAAGACGCGAGUGCGCGGUCCCGCCCAUCGCCGGCCGUCCACGCGCCGAGCACGACAGGCGAACUACGCCAAGAGCUUGCUGGAGGCACAGCCUGAGCCAAUUCCUGCCUCAUCUACGUCCCCAUCGGCGGCAACAUCCACAACUGCUUCUCUCUCCAGCAAAUCUGCCGGCGUGCCCAGCUUUGAAAGUGAUGACAACGAGGCGGAUGAUGCCUUGUUCAAGGCAUUUAGAGCACAGCCAGCAGCUGCUCAAGAAUCCUCGCGAGCAGCCAUAUCGAAGCCAGCUUUAUUUUUGGACUGCCAACCGGAUGAUGAUGAGCUCUUUGGCAAAACGUUGGAAAGAAAAACUAAUAAGAUGCCAGCAACUGCUCCUCCAGUUGAUCCGCCAGCUUCUGCUCCAGCUGCUCCGCCAGCUGCUUCGCAUGCUACAACUCCAGUUGCCCUGACUGAAGUUUCUCCAGUUGCUCCGCCAGCUACGGCUCCAGUUGCCAUGCUCUCGUCCACACAACCACCCGAGGAUGACAUAAAGCACUUUGAUAAACCGUCUCCAUUUUUGGAUAGCGGCGAGGAUGAUGACGGUUUUCUUUUCAGCCCAUCUGCAGCACAAAGACCAGCACAGUAUGCCAAUAGAGGUACAUCUAGAGCUCCUACUGGGCCACCCAAAUCCUAUGUAUCCUUCUUGGACAACAACGAUGAGGAUGAGGAUGCUAUGUUUGCCGCCGCAGCAACCAGGUCAGCAGCAGCUGCUCCGACUGCCUUGCCCAGCCAGAAACCGCCAAAGGAUGAACUCAAAUCCACAGCAAAAUCUGCUUUCUUGGACAGCGAUGAUGACGACGACGAAGCACUCUUUUGGUCAUCCAAGCUCCAGACUCAGACACAGAUAGUUGAGCCUAAUUCCAGUAAAGUGGAGACGCCAGCUCCGGCUCCAGCUUCCGUUGCCCUGGACAAGUCCAAGCCGCAGCCAGUUAAAUCAAAACUCUUUGAUGACAGCGACGAUGAUGAUGAUUUGUUUGGCAGCGCCGUGACCAAAGCCCAAUCAGCUCCCGCUGCAGCUGCUACCCUGUUCGCCAGCAGCAGCGAGGAGGAGCCGGAGCAGAAGCCGCCCAAGCCGCUGACCACCAAAGCAAAGCUGCCCGCCAAGAGUCUGUUCAGUGAUGAUGACGACGACGAUGAUCUGUUUGGUGGCGGAGCUGCUGCUGGUGCUAAACGUGCCGCUAUAAGCAGCCAGGCCAAGCCUCUGCCCAAAAAGACAGCUGGAAAGACGACGACGGCGACGCCUGUGCAGGCCAGUAAAACCGACGGAGUUGAUAAUCCGCUGGCCGAUCUGUUGGGCCCGUAAGGUAUUUUCACUGAAACACAUUUUGUUAUAAUACUACAAGUAUGUUUAUUUACACUUAUCGAUGAUUUGUUAAUGUUUAUUACACAACUCUACAACUAAACAGUUUUCGUAAAUCUCAA
Messenger RNA from Drosophila virilis, 4578 nucleotides. It is a transcript of the gene FAM21, whose product is annotated as Family with sequence similarity 21. The record is from RefSeq and is a predicted model, not a curated record. Lineage: Eukaryota; Metazoa; Arthropoda; Insecta; Diptera; Drosophilidae.